Molecule: messenger RNA, 471 nt
Organism: Lipotes vexillifer (Yangtze River dolphin)
Lineage: Eukaryota; Metazoa; Chordata; Mammalia; Artiodactyla; Lipotidae
Source: RefSeq, a predicted model, not a curated record
AUGGCGGCGGCCGCGCCGAGGGACCCGCCUCAGACUCCCAUGACUACAGAAGUGCUUAUGGACUGUACAAAGGGCUGUGUGACCUUUGAGGACGUGGCCAUUUACUUCUCGCAGGAGGAGUGGGGGCUCCUUGAUGAGGCUCAGAGAUGCCUGUACCACAAGGUGAUGCUGGAGAACUUUUUACUUACAGCCUCAAUGGCUACAAACAGAGUCUUGUUUACCACCCAAGAGUCUCUACUAGGAAAAGGGUUUAUGAGUCUAGCAAAUAUGGGAAAGCCUUGCGCAGUAAGUACUCACUUGUUCAGCUCCAGAGAGUCCACACUGGAGAAAGGCCUUACGAGUGCAGUGAAUGUGGAAAAUCUUUUAGACAAAGAGCCACCCUCAUUAUACACCAGAGAGUUCACACUGGAGAAAGGCCUUAUAAAUGUGGUGAGUGUGGAAAAUCCUUUAACACCAGAGAGUUCACACUAG